CCGUCAACCCGACGACGAGAAUGAUCCGUGAUUUCGACGCUUAAGAUAAUUGUUCAAUUGUUGAUUAGUGACGCGUUGCGUUGCGCCAGGCGACCGACCCUUCGCUCUGCCAGCAAACAGCUGACUGGAAUCAGAGUUUCGGUCGCGCUCAGCUGCGGCAGCGGCUGCAUGUCGGGCCUUCGCCUUUCAUAUUCGCCUCGCGGCGUUCACGCCACGACGAGUUGGUCGAGGUUACCAUGGCAACCGUGCCCAUCCGGCCUCGUCACCACCCUCGAACAUCUCCCCGAGGGAUCCACACUCUCCGAAUGUCAGGGAGAAGAUGGCAGGGAUUCGCGAGAGCCCUGGUGGCAGUCGUCAAAUCCUCCAGGACGCUUCAAAUAGGAGGAGCUGGAACCGCAGUCGUAACGACAGGAUAUAUUUUCCUUGAUUCGAAGGAAAAGAGGGUGUUCAAAUCAUUGAUUGGAAGUUCGGUAAGAUUCGCCCGCUCGCUGGCGAUUGGUUUGGUAAUAUCAGCUGACUAUUGGGUAGCGCCGCUGAUAGGGGACGAGGAGAAUACAAUUCAUGAAAGAUCUGCUCGGCGCAUCGUCGACGGCUGUCUGAGCAACGGAGGGCUUUACGUCAAGUUGGGUCAGGGACUCGCUGCUCUCAAUCACAUAUUGCCGAGGGAGUAUGUGCGGACGCUCGCCGUGCUGCAGGACAAAUGCCUUACGAGAGAAGCGGACGAGGUUGACCAAGUCUUCCUGGAGGAUUUCGGAUCAAAGCCAAAAGAAAUUUUCAAGGAAUUCAACGAGCAACCGGUCGCAGCUGCGAGCCUUGCCCAAGUCUUCAAAGGGGUGACCCAUUCUGGAGAAACUGUCGCUGUUAAAGUACAGUACAUCGAUUUGCAAGAUCGUUUUGAGUCCGAUGUAAAAACGAUAGAGUUUCUCCUCAAGAUCGUUUCGAUAAUUCAUCCAAAGUUUGAUUUUCACUGGGUAUUACAGGAACUGAAAGGAACGCUGGCUCAAGAGUUGAAUUUUAUUAUGGAAGGAAAGAAUUCUGAGAGGUGCGCUAACGAUUUAAAAACUCACAAGGAAGUCCAUGUGCCUAAAGUUUAUUGGAACUGUUGCACAAAGAGAAUUUUAACCACCGAAUGGAUAGAUGGCUGCAAAAUAAAUGAUACAGCUUGUCUAAAGCAGCAAGGAUUUGACCUGGCCGACAUAGAUAGAAAACUAUUUGCCGUUAUGGCUGAGCAGAUUUUUCACACCGGUUUCAUCCAUGCCGACCCACAUCCUGGCAACGUUCUUGUGAGGAAAGGUGCAGAUGGCAAAGCUCAGUUGGUCCUACUAGACCACGGCUUGUACGAGAUUCUACCGGACAAUAUUAGACAUACCUUGUGCAAUUUUUGGGAAUCCAUAGUACUAAGGAGAUACAGUAGCAUGAAGAAAUAUGCGCAGGAACUCAACGUUAAUGAUUACAUAUUGCUUGGCGAAAUGAUAACUCAGUCGCCAAUAACUCUGCCAGGGAUCAGCGGAAAACAAGGAGACAUGAGCAUAGACGAUUACAUGCAACAGCAAGCCAAAGAGAGAUUCGAUAAAGUCUUGGCUGCGUUGAGGGCGAUGCCUAGUAGCCUGAUGCUGGUGAUAAGAAAUUUGAAUACUGUUCGAGCUAUUGCACGUGAACAUGGUGAUCCGGUAAAUAGAUAUCGAGCCUUGGCUAGGCUGGCUGUGUCUGGCAAACAUAGAACAACCAAUCGGAAAUUGUGGACAAGGAUAUCGGGGACGACGAGUUCGAUUUGGUUUGAAACGAGAUUGUGGAUACAGAGUUUUCGACUAUGGCUUAUCAGUGUUUACAUGAGAAUUCUGCGAACAAUAGGCUACGACAUUCAAAGAGCAAUUGACAAUGUAAUUUACUAGCAGCGAUAUGUGGAAGAAGUAGGUAAUUGCUCCAUUAAACCAAUUACCAGAUGGAGCGACGCGGUAACGUGAAAAGAUUGCGAAUGAAAGAGACUUGCGACGAAACGACUCGAGCAGUUUGGAAAAUUUUCAUCAGUUGAAGACAUUUAUUGGCACGUUUUUAAAAAUACCCGAUUGGUAAACAGAAAUGUUUUCAACUACAAAAAUAGGUAUUAUCGGUGAACAGUAUAUAGGUAAUUAUGUAUAAAUAAUGUAUAUAAAUAUUUAUCCGUUUUUUCUGAAAAAAACAUCUGUUAAUUUCAUCACUUCGAAUGUAAGUCAAUAUUACGUAAGUAUCCAAAUCUUUGUACAGAUAAACGUACCACAUUAUGGGCAGAACUUUAUAGGCGUAGAGCAAACUCAUAAAAUAUUGGAACAUGGAAUGAUAGGUAAAUUUACAGUAUCAAAGUUGUGCCUUAACAGUUGGGGAAUAACGUUUGUUUAAAUAUCAUAUCUUCGUACAGAGAGCUUUCAUGAGGCUGAAUUUUAAGCUAACGACAUCUAUGAGGAAAACCGGUCAUUGUGCGGUCUGCAGUGCCGACUAAUAUGCUGUCAGAAAUAUAACUUCCCAUUCCAUAACUGGCUGCGAUGGAACUUACAUUUAAAAAGCUGAAAUUCAAUAUGAUAAAUGCGAAUCUAAAACUCAUGCGACUCACUUAUGCUGUAUCAUGACACGUAGUUCAAACUUCGACAUCGGAUGUGUAUCCACUUCAAAAUGAACGAGUAACCAGCAAUAAAUUUUA
Molecule: messenger RNA, 2674 nt
Organism: Diprion similis
Lineage: Eukaryota; Metazoa; Arthropoda; Insecta; Hymenoptera; Diprionidae
Gene: Adck5
Exons: 11
Coding region: 237-1892 (551 amino acids)
Source: RefSeq, a predicted model, not a curated record